Molecule: messenger RNA, 640 nt
Organism: Lactuca sativa (garden lettuce)
Lineage: Eukaryota; Viridiplantae; Streptophyta; Magnoliopsida; Asterales; Asteraceae
Product: thylakoid soluble phosphoprotein
Cellular component (GO): chloroplast
Source: RefSeq, a predicted model, not a curated record
ACACAAAAAAGUUUGAAGAUAAGCAACUUGUGGAAGGCUUGUGGCACACACCAGUUGUAUUAUCUCCAUAUACUUUGAUCGAUUCCUUCAUCCUCACAGAAACCACUCAACCAAAAACUAAAAACUUAAGUUUCCAAAAAUGGCUUCCUUGAACAUGUUCCUUGCUCCGGCCACCAUAUCGACGACCGUCAGCAGCAGUACUAGCAGCAUCACCACCACCACCACCAGCAUCGCCACCACAAGAGCAAGAAGAGUACAGACCUUCGCUACAGCUGCAAAAGGUUCCGGUGGAAGCAGUGAGGAGAAGGGGUUUUUCGAUUUUCUUAUGGGUGCACUGGUGAAGUUCGAUCAGCUGGUGGAGACUGAUCCAAUUCUCCAGAAGGUGGAGGGCAAGAGUGGUACCACCACCAUUUCCAGUAAGAAGACCACGACUUCGGCGGCGCCACCAAAGAAGGAUGCUGGAAGCGGUGGCUUUGGUGGCCUUGGUGGAUUCUUUGCUAAGAAAUGAUAUGUGGAUUCUAUCAUGUUAGUUCGGAAUUUUUAUAAAAUUCAGUAUAAUAUCGCAUUUUAAUAUUUGAUUAUAAAAAUAUAAUCUGUCCAAAGCACAUUAAAGAAUUAUGCAUUUCUCGAUUUUGCUAUA